AUGGAUAUUGACAAAGCUCUGGGAAGACAUGUUAAGGUAGAUGAUGUUAUUCUUAAGAGACAAAUUGGUUAUUAUGCUAGUGUCUUGGUGGAAGUGGAUCUAUCUAAAUCAAUUCCAGAAAAGGUUUGGGUUAAAACCAAAUAUGGAGGUUUCUCUCAAAGAAUCCAAAUGCCUAAGGUUCCUAAAUUCUGUAAUCACUGCAAAGUUAUUGGACACUAUGUUGCAGAAUGUAGAGUCAAAAAAAAGGAAACAACUCAAAAACAGGGAAGUAAUAAUGAAGAAUCUUCAGUGAAAAGAAGAACCAGAAACAAGAACAAGAAUAAAGAAGAUAUUACUCCAUUCAUUGGUUUUGAUAUUGGUAUCUCUGAUAAAGAGGAUCAUCCAUCAGAAGUUUUAACUCCAUCUGCUCCAGUUAAUCUAGAAGAAGGAGAAAUUACUUCUGGGAGAUAUAAAGUUCUUAAGGAAAUAGAUUCAAUUCUUGAUAAUACAGAUGACUUCCCUCCUUUAGAAGUAACAGUUAAAGAAGUUAUUCUUGAAGUGGCAAAGAAGACUGGAGUAGGGAAAAAGCCUGAAUUGCCAAAAGUUACAACAAAGAAACAUGCUGCAAAAAAAGGUGAUCAUGGGAAGAAGAGCCCUUCUCUUCAACCUCCUUCAAAAUGA
This is a messenger RNA of Papaver somniferum (opium poppy), 660 nucleotides long. RefSeq lists its product as uncharacterized. The coding region runs from base 1 to 660 and encodes 219 amino acids. Lineage: Eukaryota; Viridiplantae; Streptophyta; Magnoliopsida; Ranunculales; Papaveraceae. The record is from RefSeq and is a predicted model, not a curated record. The transcript is spliced from 2 exons.